GCCCUUUAGUUGUCCCAGCGUCCUUGUAGCGCAUCUCUUCUCGACCAUUGUCGUGGCCACGGAGAAUGUGUGGCAGUCGGAAUAACGGGGAUUGUUGUUGUUCGGUCGCUGGAGACAUUCUCUUUGGCCGGGUAUAAUGCACUUAGGCUGGCUUGGAUAUGGAGCGGCAGGGUGACAGCCGGCGCCUCUCCAACUAUACACAGAUACCAAAAUAGGACAGCGGUGCAAACCUUUAGGGCUAAUUUGAGGUUCACGAGUGCAGGCUACUGAACUGCGGCUCAGACAACAGGACACGAGCGUCCUUCAGCUCCUUUUUCACGGCUCGCGGCGUCCGUUAAUGUCACAUUGAGGCGCCAUGUCAGACGAGGGAAAAGACGACUACAUCUAUGACUUCUGUGACAUCCCCCAUCCCACAUAUUUAUUGGACUCUCUCAAAGACUUCUAUGCCAACGGCUUUUUCACAGACAUCACCCUGCAGUGUGCCACAGGACAGGCCUUUAACUGUCACAAGGUAGCGCUCUCAGCUUGCAGCUCCUAUUUUAAAGUCAUGUUCACAGCGGACUUGAAGGAAAGGUCAAACAACCUUAUCAAGCUGACUGGAAUAGAUUUUGAGGUUUUGGGGGCUUUGGUGAACUACGUCUACACGUCAAGGGUGAGCAUCACCCAGAGCAACGUACAAAGUCUGCUGGAGGCGGCUGACCUUCUGCAGUUCAGCUCUGUCAAACAGGCUUGUGAGGACUUUCUCAUUCGCUUCUUGGACGUGGACAACUGCCUGGGCAUGCACCGUUUCGCCGAGCUGCACGUUUGCCCCGCCCUGGAACGCGAGGCGCGCAGGGUCAUGCUCAGUCGCUUUGAGGAGCUUGUUCAGCAGGAGGAGUUUCUGGAGGUGGAUUGUGAGAAACUCAAAUCGGUGUUGUCGGCUGACAACCUCAACGUGUGGAAGGAUAGUGUGCUUCUGGACGCAGUGGUCAAAUGGGUUACCCAUGACUUGGAUUCCCGUGUGGAUCACAUGCAGGAGCUGCUUCAUUGUAUCCACAUGGACCUUGAUGAGCUGUACUUCAACACAGCUCUGGACGAACAGAGACAAGGCUUACUGGGGAACGAGAGAAAAGUGAGAUCUCUGAUUGUCCACUCCUUGAAGUCCACCUGCAAGGAGACUUCUGCAAACUGCAGAAAACGCUCGUCCAGCAUGUAUGUCAUCGGAGGGUACUACUGGCAUCCUCUGUCUGAGGUCCACAUUUGGGAUCCAAUCAGAAACACAUGGGUGCAGGGCAAGGAUAUGCCGGACCAUACGAGAGAAAGCUACGGUGUCGCCUUACUGGGGGCGAACAUCUACGUGACGGGAGGUUACAGGACGGACAACAUCGAGGCCCUGGACACAGUGUGGAUAUAUGACUGUGAUGGGGACGCCUGGACAGAGGGCUGUCCCAUGCUCGCAGCCAGAUACUACCACUGCUCCGUCACCUUGCAUGGCUGUAUUUAUGCCAUCGGCGGGUACAGAGGGGGGGCACCAAAAGAGGAGACAGAGUUUUAUGAUCCUUUGAAGAGAAAGUGGUUCCCUGUUGCUAAUAUGAUCCAAGGUGUGGGGAAUGCCACAGCUUGUGUAAAAAGUGACACAAUCUAUGUGACUGGAGGCCACUAUGGGUCCAGAGGAAGCUGUACCUAUGAAAAGAUUCAGACCUACAGACCGGACAUUAAUGAGUGGAACAUUCUCACCGCCAGCCCUCACCCAGAGUAUGGGCUCUGCUCGGUGUCUCUCAACAACAAACUGUACCUGGUGGGCGGACAGACGACCAUCACAGACAGCUAUGACUUUGACAGUAACGACUGGAGGCAGAUGUCUGUGAUGAAGGAGAGGAGGAUGGAGUGUGGGGCGGCAGUCAUAAACGGAUGCAUCUACGUGACAGGCGGCUAUUCUUACUCAAAGGGAACUUAUCUGCAAAGCAUAGAAAAGUAUGACCCUGAACUGGACACCUGGGAGAUCGUUGGAAACCUCCCCAGUGCAGCACGAUCACAUGGUUGUGUUUGUGUUUACAGUGUAUAGUGUCAGUCUGUUUUAUUGGUAAGUGCCUUUCCCUGUGCCAAAUUUGUUAACAUGAGCAUGCCUUCUUAGCUAUGUAAGUGUCAUAUAGUUCAAAAGCACAAUUUGGAAGGUAUUUUAAAACGAAUACGAUGUCUGGUGUCGACACAUCUGUGUUUUUGUUCCAAAGUUUAAACAUACUUCCUAAUAUUUGGUAUUAUAUUGCAAAACAAUGACCAUUCGGGAAAACAUUUGGGUCAAUCCUGUUAACCGGUGCCUUUUGGACCUGGUAACUUCUGAAAACGAAAUUAUUUAUUUUUCAUGUUUUUAACAUUUAAUCAGGAAAGAGAUAUGUUUAACUGUUUGGAAAACAUAUUGGCCAAGCUCAUGCACUUAAAUCCUAUAAUUAUGGGCAUUUCGUUCAGACAUGGACCAUUACAUUAUUCCACCCUGUUAAGACAUAUGAAUAACAAUCACAAAGUUUAAAAAAAUGUAAAGGCAUAACAAUAUUUACCUUUUCUUGUCCAUUAUAUGUCCCUUGUUGCAAAUACAUGACAAAUAUUGUAUGCAACUUAUUAUGUUACUACAUUUUCUAACAAUAUUUCCACCCUGUUAGCUGUACACACCUAACAGGGGGGAAUUUUGUUAACUAUGUUAGCCCUAGCUCUGUGAGUGAUCAUGAUCUAGCUAGCAUGAGACCCUACAUGUAUACAGCCUUUUAAUUCUUAUAUAAAACCAUAUUUGAAAUUGUAAAAUGUUAUUUAUUUUCUUAACAAAGUAGCCUAACAGGGUGGAAAUUUAAGGUUGUGACGAACAGGUUGACAUUAUGAAACUUGGAAAAAAGAUGAAUCUGAAAGUUCAUACUAACUUCAGUUGGCCAAGUUGAAUUCCUGACACAGGAAAUGAUAUAAUUUCAUGAACUUUGUGUCAUGGGAAGUGUAGGCUACUUUCUUAAGAGGGAAAAACUACAACCUAACAGGGUGGAACUUUUUUGGGGGGACACAAAGUAAAUCCCCCCAAAUAGGGUUUAAUUUUUUUUAUUUUAUAAAAAAUAUGUCUAAGUAGAAAGAUUUUAACUUGGUCUACAACAUAAUGAGCAAAUAAUUUGAAUAUUUUAUUAUUUAAUGACUGAUAUUUAUUGUAAGAGUUGAUCAUUUGUGAUGGGGACAUGGCAAAACAUGGCAAAAUUAACAUGUGUACAAAAUACAAAAGUGGUUAAAAUACAAACUAAUUGUCUUAAAGACACUUUUUGGUUAUUUAUAUGAUAAGAAAGACCUACACCUAUAAUUAAAGCCUUUUAGAAUAAACAUUUGUAACAUUUUACAGCAAUUAUGAAGUAGGAUUUCCUGGGGACAUUAAAAGGCACCGGUUAACAGGAUUGACCCAUUUUACACGGAUAUCAAAGUACUAAACAACCUUCAACUAAGCAUCGUUUUAUGCAUUGGGAAAAUAGAUUCCGAUUGAGAUCCGUACA
Hypomesus transpacificus is the source of this 3494-nucleotide messenger RNA. It is a transcript of the gene klhl23, whose product is annotated as kelch-like family member 23. The coding region runs from base 356 to 2044 and encodes 562 amino acids. The record is from RefSeq and is a predicted model, not a curated record. Gene Ontology annotation, molecular function: protein binding. The transcript has 4 exons. Lineage: Eukaryota; Metazoa; Chordata; Actinopteri; Osmeriformes; Osmeridae.